AUGUAUUUCACUAAUCACUUAGCCUUUGCCAAAGCCAGUGUCAUUGACCUCGCUCGCAUGGUCAGGAAAAUUCCCAUGAAAAAACAAAAGAAGAAUGUUGAGAUUGCGAACAAGUUUAAAUUGAGUAACAACAAGAUGAAUAGAUCAGCAGGGAGCUUAAGGUUGAGCACAGUUGGAUCUAUUGCAGUAGUCGUUUGCCUCUCCAUCCUCCUCAUAUCUCUUACAGAAGUGGAUGGGUGGGGAAAGUGUGAUUACCGAAAGGGUUUAUGUAAUACUUCGGCCACGAGCUCCACUUGCGAUGAACCAUGCAAGGUAUUGGACAGCAAGUAUCAUGGAGGCGAAUGUUUAAACGUUGGUGGUGGUCAAGGGAUAUGUUGGUGCUGCCGUGAUUAUGAUGCAAAGAGUGGUGCUGAAAAGGAUAGCAUGUGAUUGCAAAAUGAUAGAAAACGAUGUCACUUUGAGUGUGUGUGUUUUGCGAUUUUUAUGUUUAUGAGUGUUUACCUUCUACUUUGUUGUACCAAGCCUGUUUUGUUUCUGUUUGUAUUGCGUUAAAACAUUAAGUUC
Arabidopsis lyrata subsp. lyrata is the source of this 564-nucleotide messenger RNA. RefSeq names its product defensin-like protein 95. The transcript is spliced from 3 exons. The record is from RefSeq and is a predicted model, not a curated record. The coding region runs from base 1 to 429 and encodes 142 amino acids. Lineage: Eukaryota; Viridiplantae; Streptophyta; Magnoliopsida; Brassicales; Brassicaceae.